AUGUCAUACUCGCAGCCGCAAUCACAGUCACAAUCUUACCCACCAUACCAACGGACCUUAUACGACAACAAUCAACCAGUAUUGCAGCCUGGCUGGAAUAGUUUCGACGGCACUUGUCCACCAUCAUCCGCAGCAGCAGCAGCAGCAGACUUUGAGAACUACACUCAAUUUCCGCUCGAUCCCGGAGGUUACAACGAUGCCAACCUCCUUGCCGCAGAGGAGCAGAUCCCUCAAUCGCCAAACUACUCGCAAUACCUGAACUUCGAUUCCAUGGAUACUGGUCCAGCUGCUGCUGGUGCUGCUGGUGCUGGAUCCAGCCCAGCCGUCAUGUCCCAGCCAUUGUUCGGCACCGGCGCAAUCGCGGCGGUCGACCCUGAGCAAUAUGCCGACUUUGCGAUCAAAAUCGAACAGCCCGAGCCUGAACAGUUACAACGACAACAACAAGAGGCAAAUAUGUCCCUGCCUACCUACUCACCGAGCAUGAACCCGAACCCGAACCUCAACCAACGAGACAACCGUGUCCUCGCUCGAACCUGCGGCGCCGUCCCCGCGUGCGGCCAUAUCCUCGAAAGCCCUGACCUCGAAAUGGAAGAUCUCAACCUCGGCGAAUGGUACCCUCCUUCGACGAUCUCGCCAGCCGAAAGGGAUACCCAGCUCUCAAAACAACUCGGGGCCGACGACCCGCGCCGAAAACCAAGCGCCGACGACGGCACUGGCAGUGGCACCGGCACCGGCACAAUGACACGAAGCAGCAGCAGUAGUGCAGCCGCGGCCACGACGAGCAAGAAACCGCGCAAACGGGGCCGCAAACCCUUGGCAGACGACGACGACGACGAGGCCCAGGCUCAGGCCCAGGCCCGCGCCAAACAAGCCCACUCGAUCGUCGAGCGGCGAUACCGCGACAACCUGAACGGCAAGAUCAUGCAGCUGCAUCGUACGCUCAGCUCCAUCGCGGCGAGCGGGGGCAACCAGAACAGGACGGCGGGAGACUAUUAUCUGGACGGUGAUGAGACUGCGACGCAGAAGCCCCAGGACCAACGCACCGGAGCGGGCACACGGGUGCGUAAGUCGGACGUCAUGACCGACGCGGUGAAUUAUGUGCAUCAGAGUGAGGUGCAGAUGCGGCAUAUGGAGAACGAGAUCUCGCGGCUGACGGACCGGGUGAGGACGCUGGAGAAGUUGGUCAGAUGCGAGGAUUGUGUGGUGUUGAAAGAGAUGGUGAGGCGGUCGCUGCAGGCCGAAGGCCAGCCUCAGGCGCAGGCGCAGGGGCGUUCUCAUCGGGGGAUGUAG
Molecule: messenger RNA, 1290 nt
Organism: Cladophialophora carrionii CBS 160.54
Lineage: Eukaryota; Fungi; Ascomycota; Eurotiomycetes; Chaetothyriales; Herpotrichiellaceae
Exons: 2
Coding region: 1-1290 (429 amino acids)
Molecular function (GO): protein dimerization activity
Source: RefSeq, a predicted model, not a curated record